CUUAAAUAGACGGCGUCUUUCUUGAGGGUCACACCACGGGUGACAACCAAGCUAGAAAAUGAAGUCGCAUAUGUUGGGUUUCUAUGCAGUUCUGCUGCUGUGGCUUCUGGUCUCGUCCUCAGUGCAAGAUGGUAUUAUAAUAGGAUCAGUCUGUCUAACAACUUCAGAUACUAAAGUUCCUCCAAAGAAUCUGGUUAGCUACACAAACCAGCGUAAGCCCUUGUUCCCUGUGGAUGCUGUGAGAUUUCUUACAAUCAGUGGGAAAGUCAUCUGCUCGGAUCCCACCUCUCCAUGGGCCAAAAAAGCAAUGACUAACCUGGAUGCAAAGAACAAAAAACCAAAAAAGUCAAUAUCAAACAAAAUAGCUCAUCAAUCAGUGACAACGGUUGCUGUGAAUACAUCCACCACAAAUAGGACUCUGUUAUCGGCACAGAUUUAAACACAGACCCCUUCGUAGGAAAGUUGGCUGAAUUGUAUGAUUUUGCAUUUUUAAAUGUUUUCUUUUUAUCGCACUUUAUUGUACAUCACACACUUUAUAAAGUUGUGAUUUUUUAAAUGUCAGUGUAUAGGAUUACUUUUUUAAAACAUUGUAUAAUAAUUUUACAUCUGUUUUAUAUGUAUAUCUAUAAAUUGUAUUUUAUUCAAAUUAUUGAAAGAUGUAAUUAUGUAUUUUUUAUUUACUG
This is a messenger RNA of Labeo rohita (rohu), 683 nucleotides long. Its product is annotated as C-C motif chemokine 2-like. Bases 59 to 439 code for a protein of 126 amino acids. The transcript has 3 exons. Gene Ontology annotation, cellular component: extracellular region. Gene Ontology annotation, biological process: immune response. Gene Ontology annotation, molecular function: chemokine activity. The record is from RefSeq and is a predicted model, not a curated record. Lineage: Eukaryota; Metazoa; Chordata; Actinopteri; Cypriniformes; Cyprinidae.